Molecule: messenger RNA, 378 nt
Organism: Macrosiphum euphorbiae (potato aphid)
Lineage: Eukaryota; Metazoa; Arthropoda; Insecta; Hemiptera; Aphididae
Source: the annotation of a GenBank genome assembly
AUGAGUCCAAUUUAUCUGGAUUUUCAAGGCACAUCAUCCAGUUCUAGUUCUUCAAACACAUCAAACACAAAUACACCGUCAAGAUUUUCGCCCUAUCAAAAAUCUAUACCAUACCAAAGAUCUACACCCAGCCCUGAUAACUCAUGCACAAUUGUUCUGAGUGACAUCCUCAAUGAAACAUCUAGAGGGAAGGGUCUUGUCGAGUUAUACAACAAGUUUUCAAAUUUCCACGAAGAUCAAAGAUAUAUUCUCAUAUCUUUGAUUGCACAAUAUUAUGAAGAGAAGGGUGUCAAGAUGUCUCUAGCUGCCAGUUAUCAGUUAGAACAACAAAUUCUGGAAAGGUUUCCAUCCGAAAAAUUGGUAAUAUGCUAUCAUUAA